AUGUCCGCAGAGGACGAACAAGCACCCCUCUUGGGUUCUCCGAGUGCCAACGUUACCCACGGAAACGGCGGCGGCGAGCCAGGCCCCAGCGACGAAUCCAUUAGGCAACAUGUCCUCUCAAUCCGCGUCAUCAUCUAUGCAAUACUUACCGCAGCUUUCGUCGUCGUCCUUGUAUCUAUGGUUGUGUUCUGGGAGAAAGUCGGACGCUUUGCUGGGCAGCUGCCGAAAGACCCCAAUCAGGCAGCGCAGCGCGUAUUGGAUGGUGCUCCUAUAAUCGAUGGGCAUAUAGAUCUUCCCAUAUUGACCCGCGAACGCUACUCCAACAAUAUCUCCGCAUUUGACCUGAACUUGAGGAUGCCCGGGCAUGUCGACAUUCCUCGACUCAGAGAGGGACGAGUCGGUGGAUUCUUCUGGUCCACCUACAUGCCUUGUUCUGCGAGACCAGGUAAGGACUUUAUGAACCCUACUUGGCUCGUUCGAGAUACCCUGGAGCAGAUCGAUGUCGUGCACCUGCUCAUCGACAAAUAUCCCGAUACUUUUGAGCUGGCACUCACAUCGAAUGACGUCAAGUCAGCCAUCAGCCGGGGAAAGAUCGCAGGCUUAAUUGGAAUUGAAGGAGGGCAUCAGAUCGGCAACUCGAUUGCAGUGCUGAGGCAGAUGUAUGCUCUCGGCGUACGCUAUAUGACCUUGACGCAUAGCUGCCACAACGCAUUUGCGGACUCUUGCGGGAUUUCCAAGAAUAUUGAACCCUACUGGGGCGGUUUGAGUCCGCUUGGCUACUCGCUCGUCACGGAGAUGAACCGCCUCGGCAUGCUGGUCGACAUCAGUCACACAUCCGACGAUACCGCUAAGCAGGUUUUGAAAUAUUCCAAGGCCCCAGUUAUCUGGUCACACUCUUCUGCCCGUGCAGUUCGCGACGUCCCGCGUAAUGUACCCGACGAUGUGCUAAAGCUGGUUGGCACCACCGACGGGUUGAGCGAUGCUGUCAUCAUGGUAAAUUUUGCACCGGAUUUUGUUGCGGGCAAUGGCGAGGCAACGCUUGAGGCUCUCGCUGAUCACAUCGAUCACAUUGCGAGCAUCACCGGGAGAGCACACGUCGGCAUUGGUAGUGACUUCGACGGUAUUGGGACUGUUCCGGUUGGUCUUGAGGACGUCUCGAAGUACCCUGACCUGAUUGCGGAGAUGUACCGACGGGGAUGGAACCGAUUCGAACUUGCUGGUCUGACAGGACGCAACUUCUUACGCAUCAUGGAGGGUGCAGAGAGGGUCGCUGCGGAGCUCCAUCUGGCAGGGUUUAAGCCGAGUGUAGAUUGGUAUAAUAAGAGGGAUGAUCUGUAA
This is a messenger RNA of Sparassis crispa, 1338 nucleotides long. Its product is annotated as Putative dipeptidase. The record is from RefSeq and is a predicted model, not a curated record. NCBI's taxonomy places the organism in Eukaryota, Fungi, Basidiomycota, Agaricomycetes, Polyporales, Sparassidaceae. Gene Ontology annotation, biological process: proteolysis. The transcript has 12 exons. Bases 1 to 1338 code for a protein of 445 amino acids. Gene Ontology annotation, molecular function: metallodipeptidase activity.